Eimeria tenella is the source of this 2020-nucleotide messenger RNA. RefSeq lists its product as uncharacterized. NCBI's taxonomy places the organism in Eukaryota, Apicomplexa, Conoidasida, Eucoccidiorida, Eimeriidae. The record is from RefSeq and is a predicted model, not a curated record. The annotation marks the transcript as partial. The transcript is spliced from 2 exons.
AUGCUGGGGCCCUUCUUCGAGGGGGAGCUGCGGCAGAAGCAGCUGGACUAUUGGUUUGGUGGGGAGGGGGGCCCCCUUCCGGGGGGCCCCUCUGAAAGGGUUCACUUUUUGCUGUCAACGGGGCUGACUGAGGCCACGGGGCCCCACAUGCUGCGCCUUCUUGCUGCUGCUCUUUGCCACCCCGCAGGCCCAGCAGCAGAGGUCCCUCCUCCGGCUUCUCCGGGCCCAAACGCUGCUGCUGCUGCUGCUGCUGCUGCUGCUGCUCCCCGCCCCACAUUCCGGGGGGCCCUGGAAGCUAUUUCGCUGGCCGGGGCCAGCUCGCUGGUGGUGGGGACGCUUCGAGGGCCCCUUGGGUCUGGGGGGCCCCCGGAAGGGCCCUCGGGGGGCCCCUCGGGGGUCCCCUGGGGAGGAUCCUCGGGGGGCCCCUGGGGGGCCCCCUGGGGGCUGGGGACUGGCCGUUUGGGGGGCGAGGGCAACAGCAGCUGGGGCGGGGCCUUUGAGGGACUUUCUGCAGUUCCUGUGUCUCCUUUUUCUUUAAAAGCAGCUGCUGCAGUUUCUCUUUUGGGCGGGGCAUCAGCUGCAGCAGCAGCUGCAGCUGCAGACCCGCGGGCAACAGCAAGUGUGGGGCCCGAAGGGGGUCCCCAGGGGCCCCCUACGUGGCUGGGAAGCAGCAGCAUUUUGGGCCCUUUCAAGGGUACUGGGCCAGGGGGCCCCCGGGGGGCCCCCAUGAGCCGCGCUGCUGCUGUGGCGCUGCAGGAGCGACGCAGCCGCAGAGCUGCGGGGCUGCUGCAGCAGCAGCUGGAGGCCCUCGAGGGUAGGGAGGAUAUAGUUUUGCUGCAGCGGCCCUACUGGGGCCCCGGGGGCCCCCGGGGCCCCGGGGGCCCCACGGGGCCCCUGGGGGCCCCUGGGCGCACAGUGCGGCUGCUGGGCGCAGCUUGCGAGCUCAGCCAGGCCUUCGCCCGCGAGUUCCUGCUGCUGCUGCUGCUGCCCGGGGUUGCCCCGGGGGGCGUCCUUCCGAGGGGCCCCCUUAGGGGGCCCCCCGACCCGCUGGGGCUGGCGGCUGCAGGCAGAAUGGCCCUGGAGAGGAGCUUGAGGGGCCCCCGAGGAGACCCGCAGCUCGUGGGCUUUCUGAUGCGGCUGGUGCUGCAGGCCCUCGAGCAGCAGCAAACUUGGCAGCAGCAUAUUGGGCAGCAGCAAAAUUUGCAGCAGCAAACUUGGGGGGGACCCCCGGCCCAAAUGCAGACCCAGGGGCUGGGCCCUUUGGAGCUCUUUGAACUCGCAGAAGCUACAGAGACAGUUGAGGCUGCGCUGCCGCUGCUGCAGCAGCUCACCUGCAUGCAGCAGAGCUGGCUGCUGCUGCACUACGGGGGCCCCCCACCUCAAGGGGGCCCCCGGGGGGCCCCCAGCUCUGUCAGUCGGGGCCUUUUGCCUUACUUCAGUGCCCUGCUUCGGGUGUACAGACACCUCGGCCAAAGCAACAGCUUCAAGUGCUGCCUGCAGCUUCUCGCGCUGCACCGCUGCGUAGACACAGACACUGCAGCAGCUUUGCUGCAGCUGUGGGGUGGGGGGCCCCCCGUAGGGGGCCCCCCAGGGGGCCCCCCGAAGAGCCCGCAGUGGCUGCAGGAGGCCCCAGAGGCUGCAGCAGCAGGAAGCCAAGAGACAGCAGAUGCAGCAGACCCGGGGGCCCUGAGGCCCCUGCUGAGGGAGGGGCAGCUGCUGCUGCUGCAGCGAAUGAUGCAGUGGAAGCCGUUGCUCGACUUUGGCUCCGUCGCUCUCCGCUCCGGCCCCAGCCAGAGCGACACCAGCAGCAGCAGCAGCAGCAGCAGCAGCGGGUUGGCAGCUGUAGACGCAGCUCGCGAAGAGGCGCUGCUGCAGCAAACGGCGGAGACAGGCUCUGGCUGUUUGCUGCGUGCUGCUUUGGCUCUAAAUCUGGGGGCCCAAGAUGCAGCAGCAGCUGCUGCUGCUGCUGCUUUUCUAUCGAAGCUGGCCAGGCACGUUUGCUGCUCUGUCUCCUCAGGCA